Zerene cesonia (dogface butterfly) is the source of this 5430-nucleotide messenger RNA. It is a transcript of the gene trc, whose product is annotated as serine/threonine-protein kinase tricornered. The coding region runs from base 603 to 1994 and encodes 463 amino acids. Lineage: Eukaryota; Metazoa; Arthropoda; Insecta; Lepidoptera; Pieridae. Gene Ontology annotation, molecular function: protein serine/threonine kinase activity; ATP binding. The transcript has 12 exons. The record is from RefSeq and is a predicted model, not a curated record. Gene Ontology annotation, biological process: peptidyl-serine phosphorylation; intracellular signal transduction.
UUGCCUGACAUCUUUCUUUGUGCAAUUUCUUCGGGUCGCUCGUGUAAAAUCCCGUUAUUUCGCUUUCGUAAUUCGUUUAACAAAGGCUGUAACAAUUUGCGACAGUGGAGUGAUUUGUGUUGAGCACGACACGGGACGCUGGCGACUGCGUGUGGUUCAGUAACACCGUGUUAAAAUAAAAUAUUGUGAUACUAUUUUAUCGAUUCACCUUCUUCAACAUAUUGUUUUUAUGCUGUUUAUUUAUUAGUGCUGCUCGGUGACCCGGGAGCCAGCAGCAGAAUUUUUGUGUGGAAGUGCAACUCAAGACUGAGCCGUGUCUUGGGGGAAAAUAAACCCGGGCACUACGGUGGCCCCAGAAACACCCGCGCCAGCACCCCAACCGCCAGUUCUAUGCAAUUUGACUGUCGAGUAGUGUACAACAGUCCGCACGCGUGUCACAGUUCGACACAAAGUACCGUUUCGGUUGAAUAAUUCACACGUAUUAUCAGUCUUGAUGUAUUUUUUUUUAAGUAGGAGUAUUGAUUGAACACUAGUAGUGGGGUCGGGAGUCUAAGGGGUUUCGAACGAUUAUCUUCGUUCCGUAUAAUUACGGGGUGCUGGAGAUGACGGGCACGGAUAAUAUCCGCUUUAGCGGUCACACUCUAGACAAGGCCACUAAGGCAAAAGUGACGCUAGAGAACUUCUAUACGAAUCUCAUUUCACAGCACUAUGAGAGAAAGCAAAGACUGGAGAAGUUGGAAGAGUCUCUCAAGGAUGACAGCCUCACGGAGAGUCAGAAACAGGAGAAGCGCCAGCAGCACGCGCAGAAGGAGACCGAGUUCCUCAGGCUCAAGCGUUCUAGACUUGGAGUCGAGGACUUUGAACCCUUAAAGGUGAUAGGCAGAGGAGCGUUCGGCGAAGUUCGCCUAGUGCAGAAGAAAGAUACGGGACACGUGUACGCUAUGAAAAUACUCAGGAAGGCGGAUAUGUUGGAGAAGGAACAAGUAGCACACGUCCGCGCGGAAAGAGACAUCCUCGUGGAAGCGGAUCACCAAUGGGUGGUGAAGAUGUACUACAGCUUCCAAGACCCAAUGAAUUUGUACCUCAUCAUGGAGUUUCUCCCCGGAGGCGAUAUGAUGACGCUCCUGAUGAAGAAGGACACCCUCAGUGAGGAGUGCGCGCAGUUCUAUGUUGCUGAAACGGCGCUGGCUAUCGAUAGUAUACAUAAACUUGGAUUUAUUCAUAGGGAUAUAAAACCGGACAAUCUCCUGUUGGAUGCGCGCGGGCACAUCAAGUUAAGCGAUUUCGGUCUUUGCACGGGCCUCAAGAAAAGUCACCGUACUGAUUUCUACAGAGAUCUCUCUAGAGCAACACCAUCGGAUUUCAUCUAUUUCCCAGUAUCGACGUCCUCCUCGGCGAUGGACUCGAAGCGGAGAGCCGAAUCGUGGAAGAGGAACAGGCGCGCGCUCGCCUACUCCACGGUGGGCACGCCGGACUACAUCGCGCCGGAAGUUUUCCUCCAGACCGGCUACGGGCCGCAGGCUGACUGGUGGAGCUUGGGCGUGAUCAUGUACGAAAUGUUGAUCGGCUACCCGCCGUUCUGCUCCGAGUCACCGCAGGAGACGUACAGGAAGGUGAUGUCCUGGCGGGAGUCGCUCACCUUCCCGCCGGAGAUACCGAUCAGCGAAGAGGCUAGGGAGACGAUACUUCGCUUCUGCUCUGAACCGGAUCGAAGGCUCGGCUCGCAGCGCGGCAUAGAGGACGUGAAAUCCGUGUCGUUCUUCCGCGGCGUGGACUGGAACCACGUGCGCGAGCGGCCCGCCGCCAUCUCGGUGGACGUGCGCUCCAUAGACGACACGUCCAACUUCGACGAGUUCCCGGACGUCAAGCUCGAGAUACCGUCAGCGCCCAUCACGCAAGACGGCGAGGUCGCGUACAAGGACUGGGUCUUCAUCAACUACACGUUCAAGAGGUUCGAGGGGCUCACCCAGCGAGGCACGCCCACCAAGAAGUGAACACCCCACACACACCCCCUGAGCUUAUUCCGAUGGACCUUUCCAGAAAAAUAUAUGUCCCAAAACUUCUCAAAGUUUUGCCACUAACGUGCACACGAACGUACAUACUCAUAGUUGUUCCUUAAGCAAUUUCACUAGGAAACUUCUAGACGUAAAGCUACAUAUAAGUAACGUGUUUGUGUAUUGGAUAAUGAAACGCUUAGUAUAGGAUAUCUCUCACGGACCGCCUCCGAGUUCGUUAACAGAAAUUAUAUUUUUCUGGUCAGGCAGACAGUUUGUAACACUCUGUACGUGUAUGUUGUGUUCGGUUUUGUUGGAUGGAGUUUUGAACAAUUCUAUAGUACAUUGAUUUAAUUGAUAUUCUCAUGCGUUUAUUACCAUUAGUAUGUUGCGUCGUUGCGUUCGUUUUAUUGCAGUGUGUUGUCGGUUCUAGGAUUUCAAUCUUGAUAUAGCGAACAACAUAUAUACAUUUAUGCUCAUUCGUAUGCUUGUACACAGACAGACACAUCACAUUAUAUAUUAUACAUAAAUAUACAUAACGAAAGAAAGAAGGUAGGUUUUUAAUUCGCGGAUUGUAAUUGUAAAACUCAGGUGAUAAUUUAUGAAAAAAAUAAAAGAAUUAAAAAAAAAAAACAUGUUAAAACAUAAUUUUACUACAGCUGUUUUAUAUUCUGUCAUGUUCAGAUAACAGUCGUGCAAAUUUAUCAUUUAACUAGGAAUGAUAACGAUGGAGCUACAAUAAAAAAGAAAUAAUAAUAAUCAUGAAAUUUAAUAUAUGCAAAACAUUUUUUCUAUUAAUUAAUUUUUUCCAAUGUAUUUUUUUUUUGACUUGAUCUUGUUGGAACAAAAAGAAAUUAGAGAAUAAAUACCGUGAAAUUUAAAUGAUGACUUGUGAAGAAUGAUUUCCCAUAACUUUUUUUGGUUUAUACGAAAUAUGAAAUAUGUCGGGUCUAUAUUUUUUGCUAAACCAGGAUAUCUAAAAUAAACUCUAUUAUCUUAAUUUACAAUACAUUUUUCAUAGUUUCAAAAAAUGUACAGUGACAUAUUCAUGAUUAUCAUAUUAUAAACGCACCGUAUUAAAAAUUAACACUCAUUAUACGAAUAAUUGGAAAAAUUAACGUUUCAAUACCAAUUAUUCGCUUAUUUUAAUAACGGUCUAUGGUAAAAUUAAUAUAGCGAAAGAUACAUCACUUCCUUAAUUUCACAACUGAAUAUAUACUAUACAUACACGUUCAUACUAACAGAGCGAAAGAGACAAACCGAUCUGUAUCGACAGUAGCGCGAGAGAGACGAGCGCAUCCAUUGUCAUGGUUCAUUGUACAUUCAAAUAGCAUUCGUAUUGAUAAUAUUUAUAGGUUCAAAUUCAAAAAGAAAUAUUUAUAAUGUUAGGAUACGAUCUUUUGGAAUGUAGCGACAAUAUGACGUCGGCAAAUAGUAAUAGAUAAUAACGCUUUUGUCGCGUAUCGUAACUCCAAAAAGUCAUAUCUUAACAGCUCUUUGUUCGUUGCGGAAUGCAUGUGAUUGCUAUUGUGUUUCGUACUUUUUCUUACCCUUCCCAAACCUGUCGGUUAGUCCCGUCUUCUAUCCUUUCUUCAUCCCAUAGCCUCUAAAAUCGGCGAUCCAUUUGUGCGAUGUAAGGUCUUCCCAAAUAUUCAGGGGUGAUGGUUACGCUUAACAUCAAGGGACCAACCAGCUCCAUUAUUAAUAUAAUCCGUAAAAUAAUAUUUACAUCGGUAAUAUAAUAUUUACAUUAACAGCAUUUAGACCGGAUAAUUCUGGACUUCGUACAUUUAAAAAUAACACACAUCAAUGUAUCGGAUGUUUCUCUAUCGCUCUGCAAAAUGUCGCUUGUAAUAAGUCGGUUUUCUUACAUAAUUUUCGCUCUUUCGAUUUUACAUAAGUUUUUGUGCUACAGUUGGACGGCACUGUAAUCUGGACCAAUUUUUAUCGGCACCAGUGCCCUCAUAAUCGAAGUAUACCUCGACUUUUCAUGUAUUUUUUUUUAUAAUUAGCUCAUAGCGGGAUUCAAUUUCAAAUUUUCGUGUUCCAUUCAUUUAUUUCCAAUGAACAGAUCGUUUAACUAAGAAGUUUUUCGUUUAAACUAACCAUGUAAUUGAAAUUAGCUUCUCAAGUAACAUAUUUAAAUAUAAUCGAUGCUACGAUGAACAAAUCCAAAAAAAAUAACGACGUAUAUCUCAGAAGUAUUUUGGUAAAUUCAUUCAAAUAAAUUACAAAUCUAUUCUCAGAAAUGUUCCGAUCACUAUAUACAUUAUAUUUCUUAGAAUAUUUUUAUAUUUAUGUAAAUAUCUAUUCGAUGUUCAGAGUUCAAUUCAUUGCAAUAGCAUUCCGUCCAAAAUUUAGUUACUAUUAAAUACUUUAUUCUAAAAAUUAAUAUAUUAUUGAUUGACAUAUUAAACGUAUAUUAUGAUGAGAGGUUGGAGGAACAUUUCUGAUAAUAGAACUAUACAAAGAAAAAACGAAAAAUGAGUAAUGAAAUAAAUAUAUUUUCCAAACUACGAAUCUAAAUUAUUAACUAUAUGAAUGUCAGUAUUUUUCAAAAUGAAAUCAUUACCAACAUAUAGAAAAGCUGUUCAAUGUGGCAUUCAAAUGAAAUUUUUAUAUUGGUAUUACGUCGUUAAAUGAAUUAUAAAAUUUGAUCCCCAUUCAUACCAACGUGUACUUACGUACCAAUAUAAAUAAUAACGAAUAAACAGUUUGCAAUCGAUAACUAUGAGUGCGGAAAAAGUAUUUGUUUAAUGUAUGGAAAUUAAUGUGAAAAUUAUGAACGAAUUAAGUUUUGCUCACUCGAGAUAUAAAAAUGAUUAAAAAGUCGUGUGUCUUGCCGAUAGUUUUAGUACAAAAUUAACAUAGAAUCUGGGUACAUUUCGAAAGAUAUAAGUGAUGUUUGAACAGAAAGCCUGGUGAGGGCGUUAGUAAUAACAUAACUCAGUACAUGAUGCGAGUUAUAUAUAAAUACGUGUACAUUGUUUGUCAUUCCUGCAUUCCUCGGUCUCAAUAACGUUUCCUAUGCGAUCUCACAAGCAAACAAUUAUCGGAAAUAUCUAAGUAGUAUGUAUGUAGAUAUUUUUAUUAAGUCACUGCACUCGAUUUGUACAAACUAUACAACAAUACAUCACCUGUGAAACGAUGCUGAUACACGAUCCACUCGGCUUGAACUGCGUUCAUGCUGCAUGACGUGCGUAAAUAGAUCGUAUGCCGUUUAAAGCAAAUAAUGUUAUGAUAAUAUUGAUCACACUAUAGGAGAGUAUAAGUACGGAGAUGAAAUGUCACACAUAGGUUUUGCCUAAACGCAUUUGUAUGAAACUAUCAAAGAUUAUAUAAUGACGUCUAUCACAAUUUUUCUCAUAUAAUUUUAUCCAAUAUUAACCCUUUACCUAACAUCACUGUGUUGCACAUUUAGGUUAACCAUAGAAUA